GUUUUUCAGAGGGUUUUGGCGAUCAGAGAAAAAGGGGAGAGAGAAUUUUAAUCAUGUUUGUGAGAGAAAAUCUAAAUGGGUAGCGUUUCAAAACUACGUAAAAAUUCUUCCUUUAAUUUUUUUCUCUAUAUUUUCUCGGGAAAUAUGGGAUAGAAAAUGAGGGAUGAUGGUGUUUUGUUGAUGACGAGAUAAAACAGAAUUCUGGGAUUUUUUUUUUUCCCUUCUUAUUUUCUUCUUGGAGUUAUAUCGGUUUCCUCUGUUUACAGUUCUUCUCCGAUCUUACAUUUGCCUUAAAAUUCGCUCCUUGUGGAAAAGAGAUUCUAACUUCGAAAGAUAAAAAUCAUUGCCUGGAGAGGGCAUUAUCUUGAGUUCUGUAAAUUUAAGUUGUUCUGAGAGUUCGCGUUCGGCUUAAGAUGGAUAUAAAAAUGUUGUUCCUCUACGUGUGAUGUGUCCGUCUUGGUAUGAUCUCUGAGACAUGGUGUUGCAGAACAGGCUGGAGUAUGGGUUCAAUGGCUACCAGGUGCCUGCUACUCCUCGAGCAAGCAGAUCAACUAGGAGGAGGAGCUCAUUUAAGAAGAAACCCGAAGACAAUCAGAUGUGUGCAUUUGACUUAUUGGCCACCGUAGCUGGAAAGUUAUUGCUCGAGAAAGAAAGUUCUCCCAUGUCGAGUAAUAUGUCAAGUGAUAAGGAUCAGUAUGCAGCUGUAAAACAUGCUGUAAAGAAAGAAUGCCAGGGUGAAGAUAAGCUGGUGAAGGCGGAAGCUUGUGAUCAAGGAAGCUGUGAUAGGAGGUACUUUGUCUCUGAGCCUGUUUCACAAGCACCGAUAAACCAUAGUUACAGAGAAUCUCCGGGUCCUGAGAAUGAUCAUUGCAGAUUUACCUCUGCCGUAGCAACUUCUAAUUGCACAGAGAGGUUUGACACUCAGAAGCUGGUGAAGGGAAAAACCAAGAAUGAAAUAGGAAGUUUUGAUAACAAAGUAGGGGUAGGACCAUCCGGGCAUGGUAAGGCAGGGGAUUGUAAUAAAACAGACGGUGAUGCUAAAAAGAUUGUAAAAGAUAAGCUGCAUGGCAAUGAGAAAGCAUUGUUUGGAAUAGGCACUGAUUCAUGCAGUUUAAGGGAUCCCGUGGUCCGGGCUGGGAAACUAUCCGGUCUAGUCAGUUUAGAUAGUAGUGUGCAGGAGCGUGAGGAACACGUUCCGCGUAGUUCUUUUCCCGGAAGUUGGGAUGAUGUAAAUUUUGUUAGUAAAGAUGAUGACGAAAGCUCUUCUGGGUGCACUCACCCUAGCAUCACAAAAAAAUUAUUUAGGCCAACCCCGCGACUUGGUGAUAGAAGAAUAAGGAAAGUAUUGGCCUCUAAAUAUUGGAAAGUAGCUCCAAAAUUGAAGGAUGUGACAUUUUCUAAUACUAAUGUGGAUUUCAAGCCUGCUUACUGGAAUAGGAAGAACAGUUACAAACGCUUAAGGUCUGACAGGAAUUAUCCUUUCAAGAAAAGGAAAUUUUUCGACUGUAUCUCAGUGUCUAAUUCCGAUGAAGGCAUUAGUAGCGAGUGUGUUUCUGAUGCACCUGAGAAGGGCAUUAUUGGAGAUGAUUUUGGGUCGCAUCCUAAGACGCAUGAAGCAUCGUCUUCAGCACGGGGCCAACACCCAUCAUUCCAGUCUAGGGAUUCUCACGUGAAACUUAGGAUCAAGUCUUUCAGGGUGCCAGAGCUAUUUAUUGAACUCCCAGAGACUGCUACUGUAGGUUCUUUGAAGAGAACGGUUAUGGAGGCAGUGACUGCUAUACUUGGAGGAGAAUUACGAGUUGGUGUAUUUCUUCAAGGAAAGAAGGUUAGGGAUGAUAACAAAACUCUACUUCAAACUGGAAUUUCCCAGGAUAACCAGUCGGAUUCAUUGGGUUUCUGCCUGGAGCCUAAUCCUUCGCAAGCUUCCAAACCUCUGUGCCCAGAAGAAUCUCCAUUUCUGCUUCCUUGUGGCGUGCCUCAACCUCUAAGCAGGUAUCCACCUGCCCCUGGUAUGAUUCAACAGGACACCCGCAAUGUAAUGCCUGAGCCUCGUGUGGCUAACACCGGUAACUCAAUUGACAGUGAUCACGAUUCUGCACCCUCUCCAACUGAUAUGUCAGUUGACAAAAGCACAACGGAUUCUAGAGCCUUGGUUGCUGUACCAUCAGUGAAUGUUGAGACACUCGCUGUGGUUCCAGUACACAGAAAAUCCAAACGGUCUGAGGUUGUGCAGCGUCGAAUUCGUCGACCUUUCUCCGUUGCUGAAGUCGAAGCGCUGGUCCAAGCAGUUGAGAAACUCGGAACUGGAAGGUGGCGUGAUGUUAAACUGCGAGCUUUUGACAAUGCCAAGCACCGUACUUACGUGGAUUUGAAGGAUAAAUGGAAAACCCUAGUGCACACUGCUAGAAUAUCUCCGCAGCAAAGACGGGGAGAGCCUGUACCGCAAGAGCUCCUGGACAGGGUCCUGACCGCGCAUGCAUACUGGUCGCAGCAGCAAGCUAAGCAACAGCUGAAGCAGCAGCAGCAAUCAGAGAAUUGCCUUCUCCUCUAGGGAUUAAUGGGCUCCUGUAGGAGUAACCCAGUAUUCCUGGUGGGGAAGGAUGUGUCUAAUUAUGUCUAUUUCUUCUUUCUUUUUUUCGCCUUCUGUGUAUUCUUGUUAUGAUUGUGUAAAAAAUUUAGUUGUGAGGGGAAAGAAAAUAGAUGAAGAUAAUUGAUGGUGUAAUAUUGUGUUGCUUUCCCUUGAUGGAAAGAGCUGGCCUUUUUGUAAAUGGUUGAUGCAAUAAAAAGCUUGCUAACCUAAUUCAUUCAUUCCAA
Carica papaya (papaya) is the source of this 2814-nucleotide messenger RNA. RefSeq names its product telomeric repeat binding protein 1 (gene TRP1). Gene Ontology annotation, molecular function: protein binding. Lineage: Eukaryota; Viridiplantae; Streptophyta; Magnoliopsida; Brassicales; Caricaceae. The record is from RefSeq and is a predicted model, not a curated record.